Cervus elaphus (red deer) is the source of this 14117-nucleotide messenger RNA. RefSeq names its product N-acetylated alpha-linked acidic dipeptidase like 2 (gene NAALADL2). The record is from RefSeq and is a predicted model, not a curated record. NCBI's taxonomy places the organism in Eukaryota, Metazoa, Chordata, Mammalia, Artiodactyla, Cervidae. The transcript has 14 exons. Bases 4425 to 7001 code for a protein of 858 amino acids.
GAAAAGUGAAAGUGAAGUUGCUCAAUCAUGCCCGACUCUUAGCAACCCCAUGGACUGCAGCCUACCAUCCAUGGGAUUUUCCAGGCAAGAGUACUGAAGUGCCAUUGCCUUCUCCGACAAAGCACUGAGUAGGCCUUAAUUUUCUUGACCAACAUUAUUUUAUGUCACAUAUAUAGAGAGGCACAUGUGUAUAUAUUAUGUAUUCAACCAUUUAGAAUUACAGUUUCAAGUAAAUUUGGGGAUAUCAGAGAAGCCUGAUUUAAAUGAAUUACGUGUUACUGGAGGGUUAAUGAGGAUGAAAAAUUAUGGUGAUAAAGGAGUGACAUUAUUGAUUGUGCUCCUCCAAUGGCUUAGCAGGUCAAGAAUCUGCCUGCAAUGUAGGAGAUACAGGAGACACAGGUUCAAUUCCUGGGUCAGGAAGAUCCUCUGAAGGAGGAAAUGGCAACCCACUCCAGUAUUCUUGCCUGAAAAUGAAUCUCAUGGACAGAGGAGCCUGGUGGGCUACAGUUCAAAGGGCCGCAGAGUUGGACAGGACUAAGCGACUAAGCACGCACACAUGACAAGGGGCAGUGAACAUAUGUGAACAUGGAAAUAGGAUGGCUAUGUUUUAGGAAAAUCAUGGCAGAUAUAGAAAGGAUGGAUUAGAGGAAAGGAAGAAUUCGUUUGUAGGGAGUUACUAUGUUGGCAAGACUUGACAAUGGCCUCACCUAAAGGAAAUAGAAAUUUAAGGAAGUGGAUUUCAAUGUUAUUGAUAGCACUUAGUGACUAUUUGGGGAGUGGGAGAGGUAAGUAGUAAGGAUAAAUCCUAAAUUUUCAUUUAGGGCAACUGGGUGGAUGGUAAUACCCAAAUCCAGAAAAGAUGGGGUAGAAUGUGUUAGACCAGCACACCCAAACAUAAGAAAAUCUUGUUUAUCAUUACCCAUUGUUUUCCUACAGAAUGUACUGUUCCCCACCCCUCCCUCUGCUUACCUAGAACUCAAAAAUAUUUGGCAGCUUUGAGGGUCAGAAUCACCCCAGAAAUUCUUGGCUGCAACCAACCAACAAUAUGUGAUAAAUAAGGGCUAUAUUUUAUGCAGAUGAGUUUCUCUGGUGAUAAGAGUUGUCUCCACUGGUUUUCUUCCUGGUAGGAAGACAUUUUUACAAAUGAAAAAUUUCCUGUAUAAAUUUAAGUUUCCCUUACAAAAGGGGAAAUGUAUACUCUUAUUUUUAGAGAGUAAGGGGGAAGGAAAGAGCUUUUCUUGAGUCUGCUCAUUCUCAGGUGUCUUUUGUUCAAAAUAAUCCAUAUUUUAGAGAGCAUAUUUGAAGGGAACAUACUCUGAUACCUUGCAAGCACAUCUACCUGGUUCUUGGAACUAUAAUCUCAAAAAUCCACUCUAGUUGCUGAGCCUGGAAUUUCCUUCCUAUGAUAGUUUUCAGGAUUGCAAUUUUGAAAGGUUCUAAUCCUUUUCUCUCUAGCCUUUUCUCUCCAUGGAUACCUAUGCUUUUGACUAAGUUGUUGUUCUACUUGUGUUAUACAAUUUACUGAGAAAAUGAGUACCAUUUCUGUGUAAUUAUUCCAGGUAUUGCAACACUUUACAUAACACAAUUCCAUGUUCCAUAGCAUACAAUGCCAACACUUAUAACUUUGAAUAACUUCUUUAUAAUUUUUCUUUCAAAUCUUCAUAUAUAUCUUCCCUGGAAAAUCAGGCCUAAAUAAUCACUUCAGUAACUACACACAAAAAAAUUUAAACUGUAACAUUGGUUUCUUCCAAAUCUGUAGUUCCAGGUAGAAUCUUCAAAAUGAGUGACAGAGAACAGCAUAACAUUUUCUUUUGCUCACUCUCUCUUGGAGCAUUUUAGAAUACAAUGCUGGGCAUACAGAUAAGUGAUGUGGUUGGAAGUGUUAGUUUUUUAUUAUGUCACCUAAAUUGUUUUUAAUAAUAUAUACAAUAAUAGUUUUUAUAGCAAAGUCUCUAUACAUAUAGAGCAGUGGUCCCCAACAUUUUUGGCACCAGGGACUGAUUUUGUGUAAGACAAUUCUUCUAUGAAUGGGGAAGGGGAAUGUGAGCAAUGGGCAGCAGUUGUAAAUACAGAUGAAGUUGUGUUUGUCAUCACCACCCACCUCCUGCUGUGCUGCCCAUAAUUAACAGGGACUGGGGACCCCUGAUAUAGAGGAUGCAUUCAUUCCAGUAACUUUCUCCCAAAGAUUCUGAAAAUUUUGAUAAUUUUAAUAACUAUAUUAGUUUCUUUCUCACCCUUCAGUGAAGCUAUUUUAACGUCAGUCAUGCCUUUUGUUUUUUCCAGAAAUUUUUCUAAGUGUCAUCUCUUUGAUCCUUCUAGUUCUUAAUUAUUUGCUCUUGCAGACAAACCUACCUACUCUCUCCUCCCAUCUCUUUUCAUUUUUGAAAUUUAAUUUGUCAUUUUUCCCUCUUAAGUAUUUUCCAUUAUCUUCUUUGCUAAUCUAUGUCCUUCUUUUCUUUGAGGUCCUUUAUUUCACCCUUUUUGAUGAUAGUAAUUUGUUCAUCUUUACAAUACUUGUUGAAGGCAUAGUAUGUGUUAGGAACUGUGAUAGGUGCUAGGAAUGUAGUGGUGAACACAGAAAGGCUCUCUGACAUAACACAUUUUAAGGACAGAAAUAAUUAAGCUGUACAUACAAUGCAAUGUGGUAAGAACCAUGGUGGAAUGAAAAGUUUUGAGCUAUUAAGGGGGAUCUGGAAGCACACAGAAGAGACCUCAACCAGAACUGGGUUGAGGAAGAAUUCCUGCAUGUGGAUUAGUUAGGCAAAGAAGAGGUGAUGAAGGCAGAAUUUUUCUAGGCAGAGGAGGCCCAGGAGAGAGAGAGAGUGUGUGUGUGUACUCAGGGCUCUUUAUUAGUAUUGAAACUGUUUUAGUGUAACUGGAUGUAUAUUUGUGUCACUUUCUGCACAGCUACAAAAGCUUUGGAGGUUUCUGUUUAUUUUUAUGUUUUACCUCUUCUCAAAAAUAAGACGUCUCUGUUCUACUUUCAUAACAACUUCCUGCAUGCCAUAAUUCAGCUGGUAGAUAAUUGGUACUUUAUACCUGUUGUUGACUAAUUUUAGAUGCCUGGGGCAGGUAUGUUAAUACAUUUCCAUUUUUGUCAUAAUGAGUGAGGAUUGAUAUAUGUAUUUCUCCUCUUAUGGGGAAGUCAGAAUGUGAUGAUUAUAGUGUUCUAUUGUCAAAUAUUCAAUUUCAGGUCACUUUUGGUGAAGUAUGAGCUUGGUGUGUGUGUUACACCAUGCAAUUGUACUAGGCAAAGGACUGCUUUAUUUUAGAACAAACCACAAUCUGGAUUUUAAAUCAGAGGUUUAUGACAUGUUAAUAAAAUGGGCCUUAGAUAGUAAAUGGUCAGCUCAUUUUACAGGUGGAGAAACUGAGAACUGGAGAGGUUAAUGAAGAACUAACUGUGAUGAGGAUUUGGGUGUGUGUGAUGUUUGUUUUUAUUCUGAAACUUUUGAGAAUAACUAUUCUACUUUUUUUUUUUUACCAUUUCUGUUGUUUACAUAAUUUAUAUAAUCAUUUUUCACUAAUAAGCUGGCAAACAUGAUGGAUAGAUUAUUUUUACAUUGAAGAUUGAAAAAAACUAGGAGAUGUUUGAGCCUGAGUUUUUUUUUUUUUUUUAACUAAUCUGACCAAGAUGAAAAGUCAAGGAAUUCUAGAGGAAGGAAAUACAGAUUGUUUUUUACUCUAGAUGUCUUAUGGGGGACAGGGAUUAAAUAAAUUGACUUAUUUUUGUCAUCUACUUCCUCUCUUGUAAAAGAAUAAAGAUAAAUCUCCAGUGUGUUGCUCAUCUUUGCUAGGGAUAGGUGUUUUGUUUGAGGCAGAACAGUUGAACCUAAUACUAUGUUUCUGUUGAAAAGCGAUGUAAAUAUCAGUACCCUUCUUUUACCAGUGAGGACCUUGAGGUGCUGUAAGAUUGGAUGGACUCAUUUCUUUACGGUUUCUCAGUUAAUAAGUAACAGCUGAUGUCAGAACAUGGUGUCAUCAGAGCUGUGGUUCUGCAUUCUUUCCGUUCAGAAGGAGGGGACAAGAGGAGGGUGAAGGGAGGAAAGGAAGAGGGUGUAGGAGGAAAAGGAAGAACUAGAACUAGUUCUAGUUCACAGCUAGAACUAGAGCUACUCCAAAGCCUACACGUAACUAAUUCCCAUGGUGUUCCUUAUUUUCCCGUAUUUUUUUAGUGGACAUUGCAAAAUUCACUUUAAAUUUUACUUUAUUUCUAUAAGGUAGGCAGAUUGGGAGCACUAAAAAAAAACAAAACACUGGCUCUGCUCCAUGCUGUGGUGGUAGUACAGACACUCUUUUGGCAGGAAGUAUUGAUAAGUUUCUGGACUACAGCGAAAGUAGGGAAUUAAAAGUUAACACCAAAAUUGAAACAAAGCCACGUUUUGUGAAGCGCACACUAGUAGCAGUCCAUUGGAUCAAAGGAUAUGAUCUCACUUCACAGUAAAACAGGUCCUGCAAGCCCAGGUAACUCAGGAAGCAGAAUGGUAAUUAUUCACAGAAGAAAGCAGGUAGUAUACUGUUACAUGAAUACAGGGGAAAGUCAGAAGGUCACCGGCUGCAGGGGAACUGACACAGCUGAAGCUGCUUGGCCCCCUUUAAACAGAAGUAGUAAAAUGGGAGAGAAUGAAGCAAGUUUACCUAAUACUGCUUUGCAAGGUAAAAAAAUGGCCUAUCAGAAGGUCAGUGCUGAUCAAAGAGCUCCAGGACAUUCACAGUACUUAGACAAUGAUGACCUCCAAGCCACUGCACUUGACUUAGAGUGGGACAUGGAAAAGGAACUGGAGGAGCCUGGUUUUGAUCAGUUCCAGCUAAAUAGUGCUGAGCAUCAGAACCUGGAAAAUUCAGAGACUGCAGACCUCAAUCUUGAUCCCAUUCAACCAGCAACUUCACCCAAAGGAAGGUUUCAGAGACUUCAAGAAGAAUCUGACUAUGUGACCCAUUAUACAAGAUCUGCACCAAAGAGCAACUCCUGCAACUUUUGCCGCCUUUUAAAAAUAUUUUGCACGGCAAUCAUUUUAUUUAUUUCUGGAAUCUUGAUAGGCUAUUACUCACGUAAAAAUUGCCCUUCAAGUGCUACAUCUUCAGGAACACUUGAUCUUCAGUUAUACCAGGAGAUUCUCAAGACAAUCCAAGCAGAAGAUAUUAAGAAGUCUUUCAGAAAUUUGGUACAGCUGUACAAAAGUGAAGAUGACACGGAAAUUUCAAAGAAGAUUAAGACUCAGUGGGCUACUUUGGGCCUAGAAGAUAUACAGCUUGUAAAUUACUCUGUGUUGCUGAACCUGCCAGGUCUUUCUCCCAGCUCUGUGACUCUGAUCAGCAGUGGCCAGUGCUUUCAUCCUAAUGGCCAGCCUUGCGGUGAAGAAGCCAGAAAACGGAGCAGCCAAGACCUGCUAUAUUCAUACGCAGCCUAUUCUGCCAAUGGAAUUCUCGAGGCUGAAGUCAUUGAUGUGAGUUAUGGAAAUGCAGAUGACUUAAAGCGGAUUAAAAAAGUGAAAAAUGUCACAAAUCGGAUUGCACUCUUGAAAUUAGGAAAAUUGCCACUACUUUAUAAGCUUUCCUUAUUGGAAAAGACUGGAUUUGGAGGUGUUCUUCUAUAUAUUGAUCCUUGUGAUUUACCAAAGACUGCAAAUCUUAGCUAUAAUACCUUCAUGGUGUCACUGAAUCCAGGAGGAGACCCUUCUACACCCGGUUAUCCAAGUAUUGAUGGAAGCUUUAGACAAAACCGAUCAAACCUCACCUCUCUACUAGUGCAGCCCAUUUCAGCAUCUCUUGUUGCAAAACUCAUCUCUUUGCCAAAGGAUAGAACCACAAACGGUGCCUGUAGCCCUCUAGAACUUCCAAAUAAUGAGGAAAGAAUUGUCAACAUGAAAAUUCAAACAGUCACAAAGUUUGAAACAGUUACUAAUGUUGUUGGAUAUUUAAAGGGUUUGACAUUUCCAGACCGUUAUGUCAUAGUUGGCAGCCAUCAUCACACGGCUCACAGUUAUAAUAGACAAGAAUGGGCCAGCAGCACGGCCAUCAUCACAACUUUUAUCCGGGCCUUGAUGUUACGAGUUAAGAGAGGGUGGAGACCAGACCGUACUAUCGUUUUCUGCUCAUGGGGAGGAACAGCUUUUGGAAAUAUUGGCUCCUAUGAAUGGGGAGAGGAUUUCAAGAAGGUUCUGCAGAGAAAUGUUGUGGCUUACAUUAGUCUCCACAGUCCUGUAAGGGGUAACUCAAGUCUCCACUCUGUUGCUUCACCAUCUCUUCAGCAACUGGUAGCUGAGAAAAAUAAGUUCAAUUGUCCCAGAAGAGGUCAGUGCCCAGAAACGAAUAUCAGUUCUGAGCAGAUGCAGGAUGAUGCUGAUUAUUUCAUCAACCACCUUGGAGUUCCCACCGUGAGGUUUACUUAUGAGGACAUCAAAACAUUAGACGGUCCAAGUUUUCUCUCUGAGGCUCUUUUUCCUAAACAUGCAACUAAAAUUGAAGAAAUGGAUCCUUUUUUCAAUCUUCAUGAGACCAUUACCAAGCUCUCAGGAGAAGUGAUUUUGCAAAUUGCCAACGAACCAGUUCUGCCCUUUAAUGCUCUCGAUAUAGCUUUAGAAGUUCAAAACAGCCUUAAAGGUGAUCAAACCAACACCCCUCAACUGCUAGCCCUGGCCUCACGCCUGCGGGAGAGUGCUGAAUUCUUUCAGUCAGAUGAGAUGCGUCCUGCUAAUGACCCCAAGGAAAGAGCUCCCAUCCGUGUGCGGAUGCUGAAUGACAUUCUCCAGGACAUGGAGAAGAGCUUCCUAGUGCAGCAUGCACCCCCAGGGUUUUACAGAAAUAUCCUAUACCACCUUGAUGGGAAGACAAGCCAGUUUUCAAUACUCCUGGAGGCUUGGGAGCGCUGCAAGUCACUUGCAUCAAAUGAGACCCUUCAAGAAGCCCUGUCAGAGGUGUUGAAUAGCAUUAAUGCAGCUCAGGUUUACUUCAAAGCGGGACUUGAUGUGUUCGAGAGUGUCUUAGUUGGAAAGAACUGAGAAAACUCUCAGCAUUUUAAAAAGUUUGUUUACAAUUCCUCAAGAAAAAGCUCUAAUCUCACCAGAUUUUCUGACAUGGAAGACUUUUUCCCCUCAAUGGCUUUUUAUAUAAGUAUAAAGCUAUUCUUCCUUUGUAUUUUUUGAUGUACGUGUAAAAAGAGCAUUUUGCACAUUUAAUAUUUUUCUUAUAUCUAGAUUUCUGAUUAUGUAAAAGCAAGUUAUUGAAAAUAAUACUUAAGAUUUAUCUAUUAAAAAGAAAUCUGCUGUAUUUUUCUAUAUAUAUAUAUAAAAUAUUUGGGGAAAAAAUUUCAAAGACGUUCUGGACAGUCUUUGUUCCUAUGGAUAAAACAUGUAGGAAUAGAAAUGAUUACCUGUGUUAGAGCUUUAGUGACCUAGCUUCUGUAAUAGAAAUGGACAGUUGAUAUGGUUUCAGAUUAACUUUCACUAUCAAAUAUUCAAUAUGAACAACAAGUAUUCUGACUGAGUGAUUGGUUGACGAAAACCACUUUGAAUGUGUCUAUUUUAUGAAAUGAAGUGCCUGUUUAUAACACAACUAGAUGUAGUAAUACACUGGUUAUGAAAAUGUAUUUUUUUAAGUAUUAAUUGAAAAAAAAGAGCCAUAAACAUUCCAGGGGAAAAUUGCAAGGUAGCUGCACAGAGCAAUUUAAUUGUAAAUUUUUUUCCUAACCACUUAUAAGGUGACUAGCUUUGAAACCCCUAAUUUGUCUCAGUUGAUUUUGUAAAAAUUUCAGGAGUGAUAUAUGUCUUAUGAGGGAGAAAAUAUGUAUUUCUUCCUGUGUUGUUUCUGUUGGAAGCACUGAAAUAGAGCUACUUUAAAAUGAAAGCAUCUCACUUUGCUCCUCAUUCAUGUAUCUUUUCUGAAACUCCUUUCUGAAAGGCAGUUUUCUCAGAAUACCAUAUAAUUUCCACAGGAAAGUAGCAAAGUUUCUCUUUGAAAACCCAAAAUAUCUUAAAAAGUAUCAAAUUGCUAUUUCUGCCACUAGCAAAAAGGACUUCUGAUGAAUGAAAUAGUUGUUUUGAUCAACAGAAAAGCUCCUUAAUUCUAUGAAAAACCUUUUUUUUUCUUCUCUAUCCUUACUUGUGAUUGAGAUGACAACACAUAAUAUAUUCAUGCUUCUACUUUUAGGCAGAAAAUACUUUAUUACUUUAAGAGUGUAUCUUUCCCAUGCUUCAGUUCCUCGCUCAUGUUGAAAAUGAAGCUUUCCAUACUAAGGCCACUGAAUGGCCUUAGUAUUCACUAUUCCCCAAACCACAGAAUCCCAUUAAGUGUUUAAAGUCUGAGCUUACCUUUAGAAAUUGAUUUAGUAUUGGAUAAAGCAAUUUCUCUAAGGAAGCAUAUCUUCAGAGUAUUUCAUGUGGUUUAUUUUUCUCUAACACAACAUUCAAACACAUGUCCCUAUCACACACCUCCAAAGCAACUUCACAAAUAGUGCCUAUAGGUCUAAAUCUUUUAUGUGUAUGAAUGAACAUACACCUAAUCUUAGUUUAAAGGAAAACUGAAGUUAAAGGGAAAGAAUUGUCAGCAUUGAUUAACUGAUUUAUAAGGGUCAGCUGUUCUUACUAUAAGUAAUGUUUAUGUGCUCAAGGCAAAGAAGAGAAUAGAAGCAAUUAGCUAGGUAAUUCAAGCAGAAACUCAGUUUCAAUGAAUUGCUUGUGUGCACAUAUUUUACAUAAGAAAGGAAACUGCCUUACAAUAUAUAUUUCUAACCAAUGCAUGUGUUUGUCUGAAAGUAUUUGCCAUGUUGAGAAGUGGCUACAGGAAGGGGCUAAAGAACCAAACUCCCACAUGCCUUGGUGUCAGUACCCUCUCUCCUUCCACAGAAAAAGAGGAGAAAAGAGGCAAGAGGAAUACACAUACAGAUUUGGGUCAGGUCAAAUAAUAGAAUCCCUGUACCAAGGGAUCAGAAAUAGUGAAUUAAAUUUCAGUGUGUUCAUUUUAAUUCUUCCUUUGGAGCUGGGUUUAAAAUAGACAAAGACAAAUAAUUAUCGAUUUGGUAGUUUAUCAUUUUAGAACAAAAUCCUAAGUAAAUUCACUCCUUUAGACUCCAAUAGAGUUGAGAACAUGAAUAUUUGUGUUUGCACAUUUUUGUUGAAAAAUUGUGUAUUUAGCUAACCCACACUGCACAGAUCAAAGUCUCAAUAUUCUGUACUUAUUACUUCUAAAUCAUAUGAUAUUUGAUACUCAGAAACUGAAGUUAAUUAUGGACAAACAUGUUUUUAUUAGCCUAUUUAAGAGAUUAUGUUAAGAAAUUGAGUUAUAAUUGAAACAGAUAUCCACCAAUUCUGUAAAUGCUGCUCAUCUUUGACUGAAAUGAACCUCUUAACUAGAAACAUUACUGCUAUAGUCUGAUUACCUCAGGGUUCCUUGAAAUUUAUGUCAUUUAAAUUUUCCCCUAACGAUCCAAGUAAAUAAAAUCCUAUGCAAGUUAUUAAUAAGUAUUUUCAAUGAAUUGGUAGUUAGGUUAAAUCACUGCUGAAAUAUCUGGGUGCCUGGUACUUCUCACCACCCUUCAUACAUAGCAUUGUGCCAGUCCAUAAUGAAUCAUAAAUGAUUAUUCCCCCAAGAAAAGGUGGCAGAUGUGGACCACUGCAAUUUAGGUUCAGGCAGGGUACACCUGGAAUACCGCUCUUUGUAAAAAAAGCACAGAUUCCAGAGUAAAAAAAAAAAAGCCUAAGACACUCUGAUUCAAGUCUGAGACUAUUACCUUCAGUCAGGGAAAGCAUCAGCACCCCCAUCAGGUACAGUAACUGCAGACAAAGUGGUCAAGGAAUUGGGGGAGAGUCACAGUUUUAGUUAGUAGCAGAAGGGCAGCUAAAAUUUAAGCUUGUUUGUUUUCUCAUAUAACAGAGUUCUAAAUGGUCUUUUCCAUUAUAUUCUAGGUAACUAGUCAUUAUAUCAGAUGCUGGAUGGGCUGGAAGCACUGCUUUUUCAAUUAGGGACCAGUUCAUUCUCUCAAUAUACCUAACAAGUAGAACUGUCCCAGGGAGUUCACGCAAAGGGCACAAGCCUGUGUACUUGUGGGAAAGUAGAGAGAGUCUCUAUAUGAUACCAGUGCUCAGGAAGAAGGGUAUUAAGCAAAAUACUUUUAUAAGAGAGCAUUUUCCCCUACAUUAAAUUGGCAGUUUAAAUCUGUAUUUCUCAAAAUGUGGUUUUUGGGGAAGGGAGCCUAGGAAUCUAUAUUUUUAGCAAGAUUUCCCAAAUGAUCCUUAUGCUUAAUGAUUUCUCAUCUACAUCAAUAAUCCUGGGUCCUCCUGAGAAAACAUCAUGUGGCUACAUACUAAAAAAAUUGAAGGGUCACAAUAAUAGGAGAUACUUCUAGCUUUGCUAAUAAUGGCAUUUUAAAGAAAGAGAGAGUAACCAUUGUAUUUCUCAGAAAAGGCCCCAGAUGAAUCUAAGUCUGUGCCUGCUACAAGUCAGGCACAUUUCUCAAUUUAAUGUACUUUUUUUUUCUAAUUGACUCCUCAUGCCAACUUAUUUUAAAAGAUGAGGAAAUUUAGUUGAGUGACUGCCCAAAGUUCCAUAGCUAAUAAAGAUGAUUGAUGUAUGUGUCUCUGCUGGGCCCCCUGGGUUCCAGACCUGUGUUCUUCAUGCUGGGUGUCACAGAAAGUUAAGAAUCAGUUACAGAAAGUGACAUUAUUGAAAUUUUUAAUGUAUUACUGCACAACUGAUCAGACUAUGUCAUCUGCCACUUCACUGGUUGAACUAAGGAGUCUGAAGAAACCAACAACAUUAUUCCUCAUGAUGGUAGCCCACCCCAACAAUGGUGGACAUAUGUAGGUAAAUUAGAAGAUAAGUAAAUAAGAGCACAAAAAUAAGUAGGUAAAUAAGAGCACAAAAAUAAGUCUACCAUUGUAGAAUAUCAUGACAACUAGUUGACGGGGGAAGACCAAGUGCUGGGACUUACAACCUCAGUUUUGUAUCAUACUUAAAUCUCAGAAUAACUAAUUGACUUUUUAAAUUACAUGUAUUUUAAAUUACAUGUACUUUUUAAAUGUAUAGCAUACAAUAGGUUUCUCCAUUGCAAAGAUAGGUGUUAUGAAAAUAAAAUGAUUUGUUACCAUCAGCAUCUUUUAUUACAGUCAGCAUCUUUGCCUGAAAUGAAAAACUAUUUUCGUAAUUGGUAGACCUCGCCAAAAGUGUCCUCAUGAGACAUUCUGUGGUAUGUGUGAUUAAUUACUCCAAAAACUAAACUUUUUCACUGAUAUUGCAUUGUCAUCUGGUUUAAAGGUUUAAACCAGAAUGGUUAAAGGACCAUUUAAAUGUGUCUUAACUACAAGUUCCCUCGAUAGAAUUAUAUUUUAAACUGCCAAUCCAUGUGUUGAGUGGAAGGCAAAUGGGUCUAUACAUCCCAAAAGAUAGAUCAGCAACCUAACAGUUCCAUUACAGGAGCAUGGAUGCAACACAGGAGAAAAAAUAGACAUGUGAUAUUUGAGCAAAGAAAUAUUCUGCCUAGGUGCACUAGUAAAUUUGUAUUUCUUGCUUGAGUUUAUAUUGCUAGCUUAAAAAAGACUCAUUAGAAUUGCUUUAGAAAGAACUUAAACUUCCAAGAGUUUUAAGCACCCCAUCAAGUGUAAAUACUUUUCAGUUAAGUGGGUUUAUCUUAUGCAGUUUAGAAUUUCAAGUGAGGUAAAUUUAAAAGAGGAGUUGCAAAAGAAAAUUUUUAAACAUAGCCUAUUUUGGUCACCACAGUGCUCACUCAGUUCUGUUUUCCCUUUUUAGAUAUACUCUAGCAAUGGGAUCAGGCUUUUUUUUUUUAACUAUGAGAAACUAAUUUUAGUAUCUAGUCUUUUCAAUGUACAUUUAUCUGUUAAUCAGCCAGAAUUUUAUUUCCAUAAUACCAUUCCAUUAUCCUUCAAAGAUGUACACUGAAGUGCCUUGAGCACUCCUGGGGCCAUCAAGAAUCUUCAGAGCUGGCUGAUUGUGAGAUGGCAUAUUUCUUAAAGACAUUUAGAAUCUCAUACUCAAGUGGUAUCUGAAUUUACAAGGCAAAGGAUUAAAUUGAGGCACUUUCAGGUAACAUUCAAGAUAAAGCUACUUCAAAUUUUAAUAUGUUCUGGUUAGAUUAUUUUGUAUUUGAAUUAAAAUAGUUAUGCAAUGUUGUAAAGUAAAAUAAAUAAAUUUAAAAAAAAGUUUUGCAGUUUUGUGUAACCAAGAUGGCAAUUUUUAUUUUUUUUAGACAAAAUACAGUCAUCAAGGCCAAAGAAAUGUAUGACUACUCUAAUUUCUUAAGCAGGCUCUGUCAAGAAUUAACUCAGCUAAUUGCAGUUGAUUCUAGAUGCAGAGCCUACAUCUAGACAAAGCUCUAACAUGUGUAGGCAGAACCUAACAACAUUCUUUCGAAUCCCUUUGAUGUCUUAAGCCAAUAAGCACUGAAGUAGCUUUUCUCAGAAGGAAGCAGAUUUUAUUUUCCAGGGGCUAAUUAAUAUGCACCACCUCAGUCCCAAAAGGAUCACACAGGUGCCUGUACCAUGCCAUAUGUCAUGUGCUAUAUUCCAGCAAGCUCAAGAGAUUAAUAUACAAUCAUUAUUAUGAAUUAUUAUGUUGUAUCGAAGUUAAUGUUGGUCUUUUGUUCUAAUUAAAGUACAAACUUGGCAUUGGAACAGAAGCUUAGCUACAGAAAUGAAGUUAGAGUCUCUGUUUUAAUGAACUACAUCUUUUUUUCAAUCAAAAUGUGUAAUUAUUUAAUUAUCUGGCCUGCUCAGUAAGUUUAGCUCUCUAAUUUGUUCAAAGACUAUUUAUUCAACAUAAUAAUAACACAGGUGGACACUCCUUGGAGUGUUUUAUCUUCUGAAAUUGUUAGCCAUUGUUAAAUCGUGCUUUCAGUAUAUGUGAUAGUAUUUUAUUAAUGUUGACUUGUCUACCUUUUAUAUCAAGCUGCUGCGAGUGACCACCUUAUUCUGAAAGUCAGAGAAAAUGCUAUUUCUCUAUAAAGACAAAUUUGUCAUACCUGUUUAAUAAGAAACAACAUAUUUUACUACACCAUUGCAAUUUGUCUGCAGUAAACAAAGUGCCCAGAUGGUUAAGUGUAGCUCACAUAAUUAUAUUCCAAAGAUGUUAUACAUAAUUCCAAUUAGAAGCUGAGAUAGGACUCUAUUAGGUGAUUUUGUAUUUACAUUUCACAUAGGAAGGUUUAAUGGCAAAUAUUUCCCACAUAUUCAGACUUGCUACUUGUAGAAUAUGAAUGCAGUUGUAUUCAGAAAAGAAAAAAAGCUUUCUAAGACACUUUAAGGGGCUAAUUUGCUUUUAUAGACAUCUAGAAAAAUCAGCACAUCAUUGAUGAUAGCUUCAUAUGUGUUUGGAAUGUUAAUAUGGAACAUGAAAUAGUUUCAGCCAUGUCAUCAGUAUAGCAAUAUUUAGAUACAUGAAAUUUUAUAAUGAGUAAAAUUUCUUAAUUGUAUAAUAAAAAAUAAUAAAAAUAAAUAAAAAAUAUAACCUUAAAAGAAUGGUGACAAGCAGAAUAUUUAUAAAGAUUUAGAAAUUAACUUUGGGUAAAAUUGGAGCACAAUUUCUUCAUUUAAAUUUGUUUGAUUAAAAAAUAAAUCUCUCUCAAGGGGUGCCCCAAUUAUUAAAUUGCACUGAACUGUUACAGUGUUAAAUAUUAUUCAAAGUAGAUUACAUCUGUGAUUUGGAAAUGUUUUCAUUGUAAAGAAAUUAAUUAUUAGUGUCUUUGUUGUGACUGAUUUUGGAUGAUUGAUUUAGAGGCAUGUGUCUCUAGUUUCUUAAUUACUAUAUAGGGUUGAAUGCCUAAUUUCUAUAAUAUGUGGAUGUCCACCAAGAAUCUAGUGCUUUUUAUAUUUAACCCAAUUGUGAUUUUAUUUUACAACAUUUUAUGUACUAUUCACAUGACUUGAUAUAUGGUUUACUUAGAAAAGUAUAUUGUGAUUUGGAGUGACAAAAAAAUGGAUUGGUACAUCAUAUCCAUUAAGAAUACAGGUAAAUAUUUUAUAUUUUAGUUGUUUAAAUAUUUGCACAUAGUUGAAUACUAUGAAAUGAAGGCAUCUAUUAAGGAAUAUUUUCUGAUUCAUAAAUGUAAUGUGUAUGUGCAGUGACACAGUAAUAUUUAAAAUGCCCAUUUACAAAUAUUAAAUACAGGU